GUAAGGUUUAAAUGUGUAAUUGUAUAAUUCAAAUAUAUUUAGUAUAUUAUUUUUUUUUUAUAGUUUAAUGUUAUAAUAUUAUACUAAAUAUUAAUAGCGAUCACUUCUGUACGAUUUAAAUUUUACAUAGAGACGUAUAGUAUUGGUUAAUAUUGAAGGAUAUUAUUAAUAAUUUAUAAUAAAAAAGAUUUAUAUUUUUACUUUAAACAAAAAUACCGAGUACCCGCAAUAAUUAUAACUGUAUUUAAAAUGAGUUUUAUAACUAAUACAUUUUAUGGUGGAUUAACUGCUGGUAUACUAAUUGGUAUCGGUUUUAAUAUAAUCAAGGAUUAUAUUGUAAGGACUAAAUGGAAUAGUCAAAAUAAAAAAAGUGUGGUUGAAAGUCAACAACCCAAUUCAUUAAUAAAAAACAACGGAGAAUUCAAGAUGGCAUUAUUAGUUCGUCAUGAUUUGAAAAUGGGCAAAGGCAAAGUUGCUGCACAGUGCUCACACGCAAUUGUGCAUUGCUAUGAAGAAGGCUUGAGGUUAAAACUAAAAGAAAUAAAUAGCUGGGAGUCAAACAAUAAGCCAGUGGAUAUAUUCAAGGUAGCAGAUGAAGAAACUAUGUUAGAAUUUCAACAAUUAGCCAUUGAAAAGGGAUUCAAUACCUAUGUAGUAGUAGAUGCAGGCCGUACACAGGUCGCACCUAGAUCUAAAACAGUGAUGGCUAUAGGCCCAGUUGAAAGUGAGUGUGCAGUUGUGUCAGUUAUUGCGUAUAAUAAAACUAAAUUGCGCAAUUUACCCUCCAAAUGUGCUAGAGUUGUUUUACGUGCACCAGAUUUAAAAACAUUAGAGUGUAUUCAAAAGCAAUGCAAGUUAUUUGACAUUCCAACAGCAACUUUUACUGAAAACGAUCAAAUGACAGUUUUAGCAAUUGGUCCAGCUAAUGAAACUUCUAUAAAUGCUCAAGUGCACAGUUUAAAAUUGUACUAAUAUUGUUUACUAUUAAUAAAGCAGAACCUCAUUAACCCGGACAUCGUUUAAUCCGAACAGCCAUUUAUGAUAUGUAAAUUACGCUAGUUUAUGUUGUAGAUUAAAAUAAACAAGAAAACAAGUUUUUACAAAUAUCCAAAUAAAUAAUUUUUAGGUUAAAUAUUGUAAGAUAUACAUAUGUAUUUAUAUUCAGUUUGAAACUUGUAUAAUAAAAUAUCCAAUACAUUUUUUUUAAAUUUAUAA
This is a messenger RNA of Aphis gossypii (cotton aphid), 1215 nucleotides long. RefSeq names its product peptidyl-tRNA hydrolase 2, mitochondrial-like. The transcript has 3 exons. NCBI's taxonomy places the organism in Eukaryota, Metazoa, Arthropoda, Insecta, Hemiptera, Aphididae. Gene Ontology annotation, molecular function: peptidyl-tRNA hydrolase activity. The coding region runs from base 250 to 972 and encodes 240 amino acids. The record is from RefSeq and is a predicted model, not a curated record. Gene Ontology annotation, cellular component: cytosol; mitochondrion.